Cornus florida is the source of this 4513-nucleotide messenger RNA. RefSeq names its product putative disease resistance protein RGA3. The transcript is spliced from 5 exons. The coding region runs from base 254 to 3148 and encodes 964 amino acids. Gene Ontology annotation, biological process: defense response to other organism. The record is from RefSeq and is a predicted model, not a curated record. Gene Ontology annotation, molecular function: protein binding; ADP binding. Lineage: Eukaryota; Viridiplantae; Streptophyta; Magnoliopsida; Cornales; Cornaceae.
CAUAUACUAAUGGAAAAUACACACAUAUUGUAUACUCAUAUGUAUGUGGACCCACACGGAAUCAUAAACUAUGCUGUGGUCUUCGUCUUCCUCUUGAAAUACUACGUAGUUUUGAAGGCGUUGAAAAGUAAGCAUAAAGCACCCAUCUAAACUCUGCAAAUUAAUUCUCUAGUUAAUCCACUAUCAUCUCCUGCUGUUCCAGUUGUCUCUCUCUCCACAAACCCAAUUCAUUGUUGAUCUUCUUUCUCCAGCCAUGUCCGAUGCUAUUAUCACCGUAGUCUUGACACAGUUAACUUCGAUCAUGGAGCGAGAGAUUCAACAAGAGGUGAGACUGGUGGUUGGUGUCGACAAAGACAUCGAAAAGCUCAAAAAGACACUCCAGGCCAUCGUCCAUGUGCUUAACGAUGCAGACAAGAGACAGAUCAAAGAGGAGGCUGUCAAAGACUGGUUGGAGAAGCUCAAAGACGCAUCACACGAUGUGGAUGACUUGUUGGAUGAGUGGAACACUGCCAUGCUCAAACAACAAAUUAACCGAAUUCAGAGCCCUCCGAUCACCAAGAAGAAGAAUAAGGUAUUUCCCUUCAUCAAAUUCUCUUGCUUUAGCUUCAAUCAAUUGGCUCUUCGACACGAUAUUGCUGUAAAGAUUAAGGGUUUCAACGAAAGACUAGAUUUGAUUGCCAAUGAGAAAGAUAAGUACAACUUUAAUGUGACUAUGGCCGGUGAAGAACCGGAGCGAUACAGAACCAUUUCUUGUAUAGAUGUGAAGGAGGUGCGUGGUCGUGAGCAGGAUAAGAAUACACUUGUAAGCAAGUUGUUGUGCGAGAGUAGUCAAGCUCAAGCUGAUGAUAGGAGCCUCCAUAUCAUAUCUGUUGUGGGUAUGGGAGGAAUGGGGAAGACAACUCUCGCCCAACUGGCCUACAAUUGUGAUGAGGUGAAAACUCAUUUCGAUAGAAUAAUUUGGGUGUGUGUUUCGGAGCCUUUUGAUGAGAUUAGGGUUGCCAAAGCCAUAUAUGAGGACAUACAUGGUUGUGCCCCGAAUAAUUUUGAAUUGAACACUAUCCUGCGCCAUGUUAGGCACUCAAUUGUAGGGAAGAAGUUCCUGCUUGUGCUAGAUGAUGUGUGGACUGAAGAUCCCAAGAAAUGGGAACCAUUCAGAAACUCUCUAACAAAUGGUGGGCGGGGAAGCAAAAUUUUGGUGACUACACGCAAUGAGAGAGUAGCAAAGAUGAUGGAAAGUACCGACAUUCUUCCCUUGAGGGAAUUGUCAGAUCAAGAUUGUUGGUUUUUAUUCAGUCAGAUAGCAUUUUUUGGAAAAAGCAGAGAUGAAAAAUUAGAAGAGAUCGGUAGGAAAAUAGCUGACAAGUGUAAGGGCUUACCUCUUGCUGCAAAGACUAUAGGGAGUCUCAUGCGCUUCAAAACUACAGCAGAAGAAUGGCAGAAUGUUUUGAAUAGUGAAACAUGGGAAUUGAAAGAAGCAGAAAAGGGUCUUUUCCCUCCUUUACUAUUGAGCUAUUACGAUUUGACCUCCGCAAUGAAACGUUGCUUCUCUUAUUGUGCUGUCUUCCCGAAAGAUCACAAGAUAGAGGCAGACAAUUUGAUCAAACUUUGGAUGGCGCAUGGUUAUCUCAAUACCAAAAAGGAAACUGUAGAUAUGGAAGUUACAGGCCGGGAGUAUUUACAAAAUUUAGCAAUGCGAUCUUUCUUCCAAGACUUGGAAAAAGACAAGAAUGGUGAUGUUAUAAUUCGAUUCAAGAUGCAUGAUAUGGUUCAUGAUUUUGCAAAAUUUCUCACAAAGAAUGAAUUCUUCAUUAUGGAGGUCAAAAGUGGAACAGAGUUAAAGAUCGACUCAACCUGCAAAGAUGCUCGUCAUUCAACCUUAGUACGUGUUGAAGAGGCCCCCUUUCCAACUCCAAUCUGCAAUACAGAAAAACUUCACAGCUUUUGGGUUCAAUCUUUUUAUGAUUCUCCGCCAAUUGUUAGUGAAAUUGAUAUAGUCGCACCUGAUUCAUUCAGUCGUUUGAGGUGUCUUAAAUCAUUAGAUUUGAGUCGUAACAGAUUAGAUAGACUUCCUCAAGGGGUAGGAGAAUUAAUAAAAUUGAGGUACCUCAACUUAUCCCAUAAUCCAUUAUCGGAGCUGCCUGAAAAAGUGUGUGAUCUAUGCAAUUUGCAAACGUUGAAGCUUGUUGCUUGUGAUCAACUUAGGAGACUACCUCAAGGUAUGUGGAAGCUAAUAAGCCUGAGACAUCUGGAGAUUGAUCGCACAGAUAGUUUACGAAUGUUGCCUAAAGGAAUUGGGAGUUUGAACUCUCUUCGGACGCUGACCAAGUUUGUUAUAGGUGGUGGUGGUGAUAGUGAAGAAGCAACAUGUAAACUAGCAGAUCUGAAAAACUUGAAUUUCCUUAAAGGACAUCUUAAAAUAGAAGGGUUGGGUUAUGUAGCAGAUGCAGGUGAGGUUGAGAAAGCUGAAUUGAAGAACAAAAAAGACCUCCUUGGUUUGCAUUUAUAUUUCAACUCUCCAGUGCCAGCGGGGGGGAUGACAGAUGUUGAAGCGCUACAAUUGCACCCGAAUUUGCAAUAUCUACAGAUAAAGUUCUAUGUUGGUACUCAGUUCCCCAAUUGGCUGAUGUCGUUAACCAACCUGCAAGAGCUUUGCCUCCAGGAGUGCCAAAACUGUGUAGGUUUGCCCUACUUGGGGAAACUGCCGGCCCUUGAAAAGCUUCAAAUAGAGGGUAUGCAUAGUUUGAAGUAUGCGAGUCUUGAACUUUUAGGAAGAGGGACUGAUAAUGUUAAUCACAAUGGAGGCUCAACAAUGAUGCAUGGUGCAAUGGCUGCAUCAUCAUCUUCAGUUAUUAUUCUGUUCCCAAAGUUGAAGAAACUCAAAAUCGUCUGCAUGAAUAGUUGGGAGGAGUGGGAUGAGAUCAGUGCAAGAGGAGAAGCGCAAGAGGAGAUCAAGAUAAUGCCAUAUCUCCGAUGCUUGAAACUUUCUCACUGCGACAAGCUGAAGGCACUGCCAAACCGCCUCCUCCAGAUGGCACCACUAAAAAAAUUGCGCAUCCACAACUGUACUAUUUUGCGGCGAAGAUACCAAAAGCUAAUCGGAGAGGACUGGAGCAAGAUAUCUCACAUCCGAAAAGUCCGCAUUUCAUAGGAGUUGGAGGGUGUUUUGUGAAGAAUUCAGCAAAUGGUUGUUCAUCACUUCUCUGGUCCUGCGACUUCAUCAUUAUCCAGUUGAGCAGUAUCUCAGUCAGUCAAAUAGAAUUGUUCACAACAUGUUAGUCAAUGCUGCUGCUAGUUUGUCUACACCAAUACUUGUAUCUCCAGUCGCGAGCUGAAGCUGCAAAUGUGCUAUGCUUUUCUGGAUACCCAAAUCACUGUAAGACCAAAGCUCCAUAUAACACCUUUUCGUGUGUCAGAUUGCAUAUAUGUCUUCCAAGACUUGACAUGCAAACAACCCUUCCUUUUGCAAAGGAACAGAAUCGUAGUUUCAUAACAGCAUUUACGUCAAACGAUUGGUCACUCUUGUCUUUUUAGAGCACUUGGUAGAUAUCUUGAUUAUGAAUUUCUAUGUGUAGGGUGAACUGUCACCACUGCCACAGAAAUAAGAAAUCACAUGUAGGCAUGAAGCAGCAGCCCACAGGUCAGUCAUGGUGCAGCAGCCUGGCCAGGUGUUUGUUAACGGCAAGAGCUGCCCUAAUUAAGGUUGUGAUUAGGAGAGGUCAAAGCAUUGCUCAGGCUGCGGGAUCACAUCAGCAGUCCUACCCUCCACUUAUCCUCGCGGUCAUUCAUGGAUCCCUGUCACUAGGCAGCUAGUUCAAAAUAAAAGAAGAGGUGAACUCUCAACAUCUCCCUCUGAAGCAGCAUUUCUGUGUGGAUCCCAAGAAAGUUGCAAGUAGUUUUGGAUCGUGGGACUUCCCAUACAUUCAACUGAAGAAAUAAUGUGGAAUUCAUAAGUUCUGAGUGUUGUUUCUCUGUUGAAACGCGUCCUCCUGCUGAGAUGGAGGCUUAUCUUGACAAUAUUAUGGACUCGAUGGGGCCACAUUAAUAGUCUUAAGACCACAUGACUGAAAUUGAGUCAUAACAACUUGAGCGUGAACUUUUCAAUGACAUGGAGGGUGAGGAAGCUAAUGUGGAAAAGCAAAUAAGAUUAGCAGCAGCAGUCAUUGGAGAGCUAGGUUAUACGGGAUGGAGAAGCUGAUUGGUGAACUUUAGAGGAAAGAAGCUUCUAAUGGUCGUCAUUGUUGUCGAACUGUAGCCCUCAACUGCCAUUGUUGACAGUUGAAGCAUGGGAAUGGAACCCUUCCGGGUGUAAUGCUUCGGGUGGAGCCCCUCAAAAUCAUGGUUCUAAGUAAAUAAUUUCUUUUGUUGUUCAGUCAAAUAUGUUCAUGUCUCAUCUCAAGCAACCUUAUUCCCUUUUGAUUUAUGAUGCUAGGAGUCGAUUUCAUAUGCUAUUUUUGUUUUCUUGAGUUGGAUAUGUUUUUCUUGGUGAUCCAAUCCAGAGAUGAAUGUCACAUAA